AUUCCACUCUUUCCUUUCCAACUAUGGCAGCUCUCACUUCUUUGUCCUUCUCAUCAUCAUUCACUCAGUGCUGUGAGAGAAAAGCAACUGUGUCCUCAUCAACUCAUCGUUUCUUUGUCUCUUCAAGUUCUGAAGUCUUCGGUUUUAGGACCAUUUUCUCGUACCAUUAUGGGGGUGUUCGAGCUUCUUGUUCCUCAUCCAAAAUGGUUGUUCAAUGCAUGUCUUCUGCCACAGAUGCUCCUACUGUUUCUGAGACAAAGUUAAAUUUCCUUAAGGCAUAUAAGCGACCAAUCCCAAGUAUCUACAACACUGUUCUGCAGGAGCUCAUUGUGCAGCAACAUUUGAUGAGAUAUAAGAGAUCGUAUCGCUAUGACCCUGUGUUUGCUCUUGGUUUUGUCACUGUUUAUGAUCAACUCAUGGAAGGGUAUCCUAGUGAUGAGGACCGGGAUGCUAUCUUCAAAGCAUAUAUUAAUGCUUUGAAUGAAGAUCCUGAACAAUACAGAAAAGAUGCUCAAAAGUUGGAAGAGUGGGCGAGGGCUCAAAACCUAACUUCCCUUGUUGAGUUUUCAUCCAAAGAUGGAGAAAUUGAGGGGAUCUUGAAGGACAUAGCAGAAAGAGCAGGAAAGGGGGAUUUCAGCUACAGUCGUUUCUUCGCAGUAGGACUAUUUCGUCUUCUUGAGUUAACAAACGCAACAGAGCCAACAAUUUUGGAAAAGCUCUGCGCAGCUUUAAACAUCAACAAAAAAAGUGUUGAUCGGGACUUGGAUGUGUAUCGGAAUCUGCUUUCCAAGUUGGUUCAAGCAAAGGAGCUGCUCAAGGAAUACGUUGACAGGGAGAAGAAGAAAAGAGAAGAAAGAGCUGAACCCCAAAAGGCUAAUGAGACCAUUACAAAGUGUUUGGGACAACAACUGUCUGGUCAGCAGCUAUGGUCUUAUGAAAAUAACAUCUACUGAUAAUUCGGUGUCCUUGACAUAAUUUCUGGUUAUGCAGAGUUUGGAUAAUCAGUAGAGGCAACUCAAUCGAAUUUCGAUAUGCAUAUUUUAUUAUGUGUAAAUUUGUAAUAUUCUGUGUUGGUGAUCAACAUGAAAUCCUUGUAUCACCUAGAGUCAACCAUUGUUAAUUCCAAAAUCCAACACGAUUUACAUGUAUUAGUUUUCUCCUCA
This is a messenger RNA of Arachis stenosperma, 1163 nucleotides long. Its product is annotated as protein THYLAKOID FORMATION1, chloroplastic-like. The transcript is spliced from 5 exons. Gene Ontology annotation, cellular component: chloroplast thylakoid. Lineage: Eukaryota; Viridiplantae; Streptophyta; Magnoliopsida; Fabales; Fabaceae. The coding region runs from base 24 to 953 and encodes 309 amino acids. Gene Ontology annotation, biological process: thylakoid membrane organization; protein import into chloroplast stroma; protein import into chloroplast thylakoid membrane. The record is from RefSeq and is a predicted model, not a curated record.